Dissoconium aciculare CBS 342.82 is the source of this 1722-nucleotide messenger RNA. RefSeq lists its product as uncharacterized. Gene Ontology annotation, biological process: amino acid transmembrane transport. Lineage: Eukaryota; Fungi; Ascomycota; Dothideomycetes; Mycosphaerellales; Dissoconiaceae. The record is from RefSeq and is a predicted model, not a curated record. Gene Ontology annotation, molecular function: amino acid transmembrane transporter activity. Gene Ontology annotation, cellular component: vacuolar membrane. The transcript has a single exon. Bases 152 to 1630 code for a protein of 492 amino acids.
CGUCUUUCGCGACGCGCAGUGGUUCUUUCAGAGAGAUCGAUCUCACGAAUAUCUCCCAGCAAGUGCCUGUAUCUCUAAACAGCUCAAAUCACCUCGGCGCAGCGAAUUCGAUACGACGACAACCACGACAGACUACGGACGUUUGUUAAUCAUGUCAGCCCAAGCGCCGUACGGAGCCACGCAAGGCGUUGGCUACCAGGAUCCCGCUGCUGCUCCUCUCGACGAAAAGAGCGACAAAUCUGUCCGUCAAGAUUCCACUCAGGAUGUCGAGUCAGGCGAGCUCGUCAACGGUGGCAAGCCCAAGGAUCUCGAAAAGGUCGACAGCGAAACCAUCACCAUUCACGAGGGCGAAGCCAAGUUCAAGCGGCUCGGAUGGGUCAAGCUGACCGUCUGCAUGAUCGUCGAGGCCAUUGCUCUGGGCUCGCUGAGUAUUCCCAGCGCCUUUGCUGCUGUCGGCAUGAUAGGCGGCGUCAUCUUAUGUGUCAGCCUUGGGCUUAUCUCCAUCUACACCAGCUAUCUUGUCGGUCAGGUCAAGCUCAAGUACCCCAAUGUCACGCACUACGCUGAAGCGGUCGGACUGAUCGGAGGUCGUGUUGGCUUCGAAAUCACCUCGGUCAUGUUCAUCCUCGUGCUCGUGCUCCUGCUCGGAUCCCACGCUCUCACUGGUACCAUCGCCUGGGUUAGCAUCGUCAGCGACCCAACGGUCUGCGCACUGGUUUUCAGCGUGGUCUCAGCAAUUCUCAUCUUCAUUCUCGCCUUGCCACCAUCUUUUGAGGAAUUUGCAUGGCUUGGCUAUGUCGACUUCGUCUCCAUCCUCGCCGCCAUUUUCAUUACCGUUGUCGCGACGGGCGUACAAGCUGCCGGUCAACCCGGUGGGCUCGCCGCGGUGCCCUGGUCUGCUUAUCCACCACCUGGGAUGACCUUCUACCAAGCAUUCGAGGCCACCACGAACAUUGUUCUUGCCUACUCCUUUGCCAUCUGUCAGUUCUCCUUCAUGGACGAGAUGGCCGUUCCCAAGGACUACAUCAAGUCCAUCUGGGCGCUGGGCCUCAUCGAGAUAUUCAUCUACACUGUCACUGGUGCACUGAUUUAUGCCUUUGUUGGACCUACCGUUCGCAGUCCCGCGCUUCUCUCCGCCGGUUCGACCGUCGCUCGUGUCGCGUUUGGAGUUGCGCUGCCAGUCAUUUUCAUCUCAGGUAGCAUCAACGGCGUCGUCGCAGGACGAUAUAUUCUCCGCCGCGCCUUCCCUCACGGAACCAUUCAAUACGUCAACACCCUCAAGGGAUGGCUCGUCUGGGUGCCCCUGAUCGGCCUGCAAGUACUAGUUGCCUGGAUCAUUGCCGAAGCCAUUCCAUUCUUCAACGCGCUGCUGGGUCUGAUCUCAUCGUUGUUCAUCAGCGGCUUCAGCUACUACUUCCCGGCCAUGUUUUGGUGGUUCCUUCUCAAAGAGGGCGCCUGGAACAAGGACUGGCGAAACAUCAGCCUGACCAUUGUGAACGCCGCCGUGUUCAUCAUCGGAAUGGCCAUCCUCGGAUGCGGUACCUACGCGAACGUCCAGGAUAUCGUGGAUCAAUACGCCCAGGGCAAAGUCAGAAGUAGCUUUGCGUGUGAGCAGUCGGCCUACAGCUAAAUUCGCGGAGAGUCUUUUUCCAGUCACGGGAGCGGGUUAUAAUGACGGGCGUUUUGGUGUUUCGAAAGCAUUGGCGCAAUGGUGGUCAUUAU